AUGGAGAGAAUGAAGACCCAGGCUGGCCGGCAGCUCAGCCUGCUGAAAGUGAAAAAGAAGUGGCUCUUCCCGGUUUCCUGCAGCUUCUUCUUCGUGCUCUCUGUGCUCAUGACUGGCUGCUUCCUGUGGCAGUAUUACCUCCCCAAGCUGAAGACCGGUUCCUUGGGACCAGAGGUGACCUCUGCCCCCAUGAGGAUGUGUCCCCAGCACCCUGAGCCUGUGCCCCUGGCCCACCCCCUCCCCGUGUUGAAGGAGGCCCUGAAAAAGGUGGACAGGAUCCUGCGCCAGGCACUCUCUGCCCCAGGCCUGGCUGCUAUGUCUGCAGCUGUCAUCCACAACGACACUGUGCUCUGGACCGGGAACUUCGGAAGGAAGAAUGGUUCAGACCCGGCUUCUGUGCCCCCCAAUGAGUACACCAUGUACCGGAUCUCCAGCAUCUCCAAGAUCUUUCCCGUGCUGAUGCUGUACCGCCUGUGGGAGGAGGGCAUCGUGGCCUCUCUAGAUGACCCUCUGGAGCGGUACGCCGGCACCUUCACCAUUAACAACCCACUGGGCAUGGCAUCAGCCCCCGAACAAAAGAGCCUGAUGGAUCGUCUGGAGGAGGUGGGCCCAGCCCCAAGGCCUUCACCCGUCACCCUCCGAAGGAUGGCCAGCCAGCUCUCAGGGCUGCCCCGAAGGCUCCGUUCCACUUCGCUGCUGUGGAGAGGCAGCACCCAGGAGGCCCUGAACCUGCUCAAGGAUGAUGUGCUGGUGGCAGACCCAGGAACCAGAUGCCAUUACAGCACGCUGGCCUUCUCGCUUCUGGCCCAUGUCCUGGCAGCCCACACUGCCCAGGGUGACUACCAGCACUGGAUCUUGGAGAACGUGCUGGAACCGCUGGGGAUGGAAGACACAGGCUUCGAUCUGACACCUCCUGUGCGUGCCCGCUUGGCAGCUGGCUUUUAUGGCAGCGGGCGGCCGGCGCCGCUGUACGACCUGGGCUGGUACCGCCCGUCGGGCCAGAUGUACUCCACCACCGCUGACCUGGCCAAGCUGGCCAUGGUGCUCCUGGGCAGCAGGCCCCAGCGGCUUUUGCGGCCUGACGCGGCUAAGACACUACUGGCGCCGCUGCUGGCCUGCCCGGGCGCCUACUUCGCCAACGAGACUGGCACACCGUGGGAGUUCCACGCGCAGCGGGGCUACCGCGUGGUGCGCAAGGACGGUGACCUGGACGGCUACGCCGCCACCUUCUCCCUGGUGCCG
This is a messenger RNA of Physeter macrocephalus (sperm whale), 1242 nucleotides long. It is a transcript of the gene LACTBL1, whose product is annotated as lactamase beta like 1. The record is from RefSeq and is a predicted model, not a curated record. The annotation marks the transcript as partial. The transcript is spliced from 7 exons. Lineage: Eukaryota; Metazoa; Chordata; Mammalia; Artiodactyla; Physeteridae.